This is a messenger RNA of Mya arenaria, 1059 nucleotides long. RefSeq lists its product as uncharacterized. The transcript has a single exon. The record is from RefSeq and is a predicted model, not a curated record. Bases 1 to 1059 code for a protein of 352 amino acids. Lineage: Eukaryota; Metazoa; Mollusca; Bivalvia; Myida; Myidae.
AUGUCAUUUCCUCCUCAUCUCUGCUCCUCCUCCCCUGGGUGUCAUUUCCUCUUCACUCUCCCCUCUGCUCCACCUCCCCUGGCUGUCAUUCCCCCCUCCCCUCUUCUCCUCCUCCCCUGGAUGUCAUUUCCUCCUCCCCUCUGCUCCUCCUCCCCUGGGUGUCAUUUCCUCUUCACUCUCCCCUCUGCUCCUUCUCCCCUGGCUGUCAUUUCACCCCCUCCCCUCUGCUCCUCCUCCCCUGGAUAUCAUUUCCUCCUCCCCCCUAGGUGUCAUUUCCUCCUCCUCUCUGCUCCUCCUCCCCUGGCUGUCAUUUCCUCCUCCCCUCUGUUCCUCCUCUCCUGGCUGUCAUUUCCUCCUCCCCUCUGCUCCUCCUCUCUUAGCUGUCAUUUCCUCCUCACCUCUGCUCCUCCUCCACUGGAUGUCAUUUCCUCUUUACUCUCCCCUCUGCUCCUCCUCUCCUGGCUGUUAUUUCCUCCUCCCCAUCCCCUCUGCUCCUCCUCCCCUGGAUGUCAUUUCCUCCUCCCCUCUGCUCCUCCUCCCCUGGCUGUCAUUUCCUCCUCAACCUCCAAUCUGCCCCUCCUCUCCUGGCUGUCGUUUCCUCCUCCCCUCUGCUCCUCCUCUUUUAGCUGUCAUUUCCUCCUCCCCUCUGCUCCUCCUCCCCUGGAUGUCAUUUCCUCCUCCCCUCUGUCCCUCCUCUCCUGGCUGUCAUUUCCUCCUCCCCUCUGCUCCUCCUCUCUUAGCUCUCAUUUCCUCUUCACCUCUGCUCCUCCUCCACUGGAUGUCAUUUCCUCUUCACUCUCCCCUCUGCUCCUCCUCCCCUGGCUGUCAUUUCCUCCUCCCCCUCCCCUCGGCUCCUCCUCCCCUGGAUGUCAUUUCCUCCUCCCCUCUGCUCCUCCUCCCCUGGCUGUCAUUUCCUCCUCAACCUCCAAUCUGCUCCUCCCCCUAGGUGUCAUUUCCUCCUCCCCUCUGCUCCUCCUCCCCUGGCUGUCAUUUCCUCUUCCCCUCUGCCCUCCUCUCCUGGCUGUCAUUUCCUCCUCCCCUCUGCUCCUCCUCUCUUAG